This is a messenger RNA of Hansenula anomala, 3138 nucleotides long. It is a transcript of the gene PFK1, whose product is annotated as 6-phosphofructokinase subunit alpha. Gene Ontology annotation, molecular function: ATP binding; identical protein binding; monosaccharide binding. The record is from RefSeq and is a predicted model, not a curated record. The transcript has a single exon. Gene Ontology annotation, biological process: canonical glycolysis; fructose 6-phosphate metabolic process; fructose 1,6-bisphosphate metabolic process. Gene Ontology annotation, cellular component: cytoplasm; mitochondrion; 6-phosphofructokinase complex. Lineage: Eukaryota; Fungi; Ascomycota; Saccharomycetes; Phaffomycetales; Wickerhamomycetaceae. Bases 71 to 2965 code for a protein of 964 amino acids.
GCCGUUGUGAACUCAAUUGAAUCAGAGUAUUCAUUAAAUUCACAAAAGAAAGAAAGAACAAUAUAUAACAAUGUCAGUCUCGGGUGUUGCAUUCACUUCUUUUGCAACAAAAGACUUGAAGACAUUUGAAGAAGCUAUUGGAUUCUACAAAUCAUUGGGAUUCAAAUUGAUAAGAAACUAUACAAGAGAUUUAAACGCUUCAAGUUCAUUAAAAGGUGUUUCUCAUGAUUCUUUAAGAGAAACUUGGUUGGAAUCUUUCAAAAUAUCACAAGUUGAUCCAAAAAAUGGUGCAAGAAUCCCACUACAAGAGAGCAAUAGUAUACAAUCGGAAGGUGUUGUAUUAAAAUUAAGAUUAACAGGUUCUGAUCUAACACCAAUGGAAAGCUCAAGUUUAUUAGAUGGUGAAUUGAAUUUUUUCACAACUGAAUUAGAACAAGUUUCUAAAAUCUUGGGAUUGAAAAUUGAAUCUUCAAAAAUCAUUACAAAAGAUCCUUUAGGUAACAAGAUUUCAUUUGUUGAACAUCCAACACCUUUUGUUCCAAGUAAAAUUGAUGCUGAUUUCUUUGCAUCUCAACUUGCUCAAGAAUUAAGUACUGAAUCGCAAGAUCCAGAAUCUAAAAAGAAGAAGAUUGCAGUUAUGACAUCUGGUGGUGAUUCUCAAGGUAUGAAUGCCGCAGUUCGUGCUGUUGUUAGAGCCGGUAUCUUUUAUGGAUGUGAUGUCUUUGCGGUUUACGAAGGUUAUGAAGGUUUAGUUAAUGGAGGUGAAUUCAUUAAACAAAUGGCUUGGGAAGAUGUUAGAGGUUGGUUAUCUUUAGGUGGUACUUUGAUUGGUACUGCUCGUUCAAAAGAGUUUAGAGAAAGAUGGGGUAGAUUGACUGCUGCUAGAAAUAUGAUUUCAAACGGUAUUGAUGCCCUUAUUGUUUGUGGUGGUGAUGGUUCAUUAACUGGUGCUGAUUUAUUUAGAUCAGAAUGGCCUUCAUUAGUUGAUGAAUUGGUGGCAAACGGUGAUUUCAGUGAAGAUGAAGUUGCACCUCAUAGACAUUUAACAAUUGUUGGGUUAGUUGGCUCAAUUGAUAAUGAUAUGAGUGGUACUGAUAAUACAAUUGGUGCCAAUUCUUCAUUGGAACGUAUUUGUGAAAUGGUUGAUUAUAUUGAUGCAACUGCUACCUCUCAUUCAAGAGCUUUUGUUGUGGAAGUUAUGGGUAGACAUUGUGGUUGGUUAGCCUUGAAUGCUGGGCUAGCAACUGGUGCUGAUUAUAUUUUCAUUCCUGAACGUGCUGCUAAUAAAGAUACUUGGAAAGAUGAAUUGAAACAAGUUUGUCGUCGUCAUAGAGAAAAAGGUAGAAGAAAAACAACAGUUAUAGUUGCUGAAGGUGCCUUAGAUUCUGAAUUGAAUCCAAUCACUUCUGAAGAAGUUAAAGAUGUUCUUGUUGAAUUAGGUUUAGAUACAAGAAUCACCACUUUAGGCCAUGUUCAAAGAGGUGGUUCAGCUGUUGCUUCUGAUAGAAUGCUCGCUACUCUACAAGGUGUUGAAGCUGUUAAAGCAGUUUUAGACUUGACUCCAGAGGAUCCAUCUCCAUUGAUUGGUGUUUUGGAAAACAAAAUUGUUCGCCAACCUUUAGUUGAUGCAGUUAAAUUAACAAAGUCAGUUGCCGCUGCUAUUGAAGCCAAAGAUUUUGAUAAAGCCAUCUCCCUCAGAAAUACUGACUUUAUUGAAUCUUAUCAAAACUUCCAAUCAAUUUCUCAACACGAUGAUGGUUCCCAUUUAUUGGAUGCUUCUAAACAAUUAAACAUUGCAAUUAUUCAUGUUGGUGCUUCAUCAGCUGCUUUGAAUGCUGCCACUAGAGCUGCUGCUUUAUAUGCAUUGUCAAGAGGUCAUAAACCGUUUGCUGUUCAAAAUGGGUUCAGUGGAUUAGUUCGUCAUGGCUCAAUGAAACCUUUAACUUGGAUUGAUGUUGAAGAUUGGCAUAAUUUAGGUGGUUCAGAAAUCGGUACUAAUCGUACCUUACCAUCACAAGAUAUUGGUACUGUUGCAUUUUAUUUCCAAAAAUAUCAUAUUGAUGGAUUAAUAAUCAUUGGUGGGUUUGAAGGUUUUAGAGCAUUAAAAGAAUUAGAAGAAGCAAGAAAUAAUUUCCCAGUUUUCAAUAUUCCAUUAACUUUAAUUCCAUCAACUGUUUCAAACAAUGUUCCAGGUACAGAAUAUUCGUUAGGUUCAGAUACUUGUUUGAAUUCAUUAGUCAGUUAUUGUGAUGCUGUUAAACAAUCUGCUUCAUCUUCAAGAAGAAGAGUCUUUGUUGUUGAAGUACAAGGUGGCCAUUCAGGUUAUGUUGCAAGUUAUAUUGGAUUAGUUACUGGUUCUGUUGCUAAUUAUACGCCAGAGAAGAAAAUCACAUUGAAGACUAUUCAAGAAGAUAUUGCAUUAUUAAAAGAGAAUUUCUUACAGGAUCAAGGUGAUAUCAGAAGUGGUAAAAUGUUGAUUCGUAAUGAAACAGCUUCAAGCAUUUUCACUACUGAUUUGAUUGCUGAUAUUAUUGAAGAAUCAAGUAAUAAAAGAUUUGAAACAAGAACUGCUAUUCCUGGUCAUGUCCAACAAGGUGGUGCACCAACUGCUUUGGAUAGAGUUAAUGCUUCAAGAUUUGCUAUCAAAUGUGCUAAAUUUAUUGAAGAAUGGAAUGAAAAAAUUAGUUCAAAUAAUUUAGAUGGUUCUGAUCCAAUGUUGAGAUUUAAAUUUGUUGAUGGUAAAAAAGUUUCAAUUGUGGGGGAUAAUGAAGAAAGUGCAUGUGUUAUUGGUAUUGAAGGUUCUGAACUAAAAUUCACAUCUAUCAAACAAUUGUGGGAAAAUGAGGCUGAUAUUAAGCUAAGAAAAGGUUUGACUGUUCACUGGGAACAUUUUAAUGAAAUUGCAGACAUCCUUAGUGGUAGAUUGAUCUUGAGAAGUAAAUCUAAAAGCCAAGGGUUAUUAUGAAUGAAAUGAAAAAAAAUAAUCAAAUAAAGACAGAAAUAAAUUGAUUUGUCCAUGUAUAAUACAAUAUAUAUAUAUAUUAAGAUAUAAUAUCUAAAGUUUUACAGCUAUACAGCAGAAGUAAAUAUUAUCCAUAUCCAUAGAACUGGCGCUUUACUAUAACUUAAUUAAAGCGC